AUGUCCAUCAAGCAGCAAGAGCACGAGAGCCUUGCGGAUUAUAUUAAGCGAUUCAACGAGGAGUCGCUGAAGAUUUCAGAUCUUCAGGACGGGGUUGCAUUCACCGCCCUAAUGUCCGGACUCUGGCCGGGAAAGUUCAGAUGGUCCCUCGCCGAGAAUGAAGUAACCACCUUUACCGAAGCCAUGAGUCGGGCCCAGAAAUUCAUCCAAGCCUCGGAUAUCUGUAAGCCUGUCGGGGAAAAGGCUAAGAAGAAGAAGGAAGAGCUCCCUUACCGGGAGCCAAACAGAAACACGAGGAACCACCAACAAUUGCUCCCGAGAGCAGUGGAUAACGGGAAUGACCCACGUUUUAACAGAAACAGACGGGAGAUUUACUUGGAUCUUAAACACAAGUCGGUACUACCCAUUCCCCCACCUAUCAGAACUUCCAAAGAUAGGCGGGAUCAGAGGUUAUGGUGUGAAUACCAUCGGGAGUGUGGUCACACCACGAAAGAUUGUCGGGAGUUGAAGAAGGCCUUGGAUCACUUGGCUGAUCAAGGAAAGUUGAACAGAUACAUCAAGCAUCCCCGAGAGGAGAAAGGGAAGGAGAAAGAAGCAAGAAACGAUAGUGACAACACCGACGGGUAUGUCGGUGUCAUAGCCGGGGGGCAUGCCUCGGGAGGAUCAUCUGGCCGCGCUCGGAAGGCCCACCUCCAAGCAAUGACACACCAGGUGCUAGAUGUAGAGCCUGCAAGGACGAGAUGCCCGAUAAUGACAUUCGGGGAGCCUGACCGGCACUUGCAUACCCCUCACGAUGACCCUUUGGUCAUAGAAAUGAAAAUAGCAAACUCUCGGGUAAAGAGGAUCCUCGUUGACAGUGGGUCCUCGGCCGACAUCAUCACACUUGAUUGCCUACUCAAACUGAAAUACCACGCGAGAAGGAUGUGA
Molecule: messenger RNA, 927 nt
Organism: Beta vulgaris subsp. vulgaris (sugar beet)
Lineage: Eukaryota; Viridiplantae; Streptophyta; Magnoliopsida; Caryophyllales; Amaranthaceae
Exons: 1
Coding region: 1-927 (308 amino acids)
Source: RefSeq, a predicted model, not a curated record